Messenger RNA from Cylicocyclus nassatus, 429 nucleotides. The record is from the annotation of a GenBank genome assembly. NCBI's taxonomy places the organism in Eukaryota, Metazoa, Nematoda, Chromadorea, Rhabditida, Strongylidae.
AUGAAUUGUCCAGCUGACCUAGCAUUCGAUCAAGGCAAACGGCUGUGUGAUUACAAGGAUGCUGUCGAUAUAUGCAGGGAAAAUGUGGGAACUAGUGUAAAAGUUCACUCCUGUCAAAGAGACCACGCAAUCGUAAAAGAGAUUACCACUGUGACGCCUGUUGAAGAAGUCGCUAAAAUGGUCAUAGAAGAAACUAUCGAGUUACCCUCUGAGGAGACGACUGUGUUUCCUGCGAGAGACUCUAUCGAGCAGCAUGGAGAAGAUUUCUUUGAGCAUUACAGGAGAGAGCCUGCUGAAAAAACCACGGUCGCAGUGACGGAGGAGCCUGAAGAGAUGACUACAGAAACUCCCACGGGGACCACCAAGGAUCAGUCGAGUUUAUCGAAGAUCAUGGAAAGAAGUACAUCGUGUACUACGGAAAGCCAGUGA